Messenger RNA from Prinia subflava (tawny-flanked prinia), 3124 nucleotides. It is a transcript of the gene CKAP2L, whose product is annotated as cytoskeleton associated protein 2 like. The transcript has 9 exons. Bases 190 to 2145 code for a protein of 651 amino acids. NCBI's taxonomy places the organism in Eukaryota, Metazoa, Chordata, Aves, Passeriformes, Cisticolidae. Gene Ontology annotation, cellular component: cytosol; mitotic spindle; centrosome. The record is from RefSeq and is a predicted model, not a curated record.
GCGGCGCCCGCGAUGGAGGUGCCGGUAGCGGCUGGUGAGGGGCUGGGAGCCUCUGGGCUGGAUCUGAGGGGUCCCGGUACUGGGGGCUGCGGGCGGCGCAGAGGCCUGUGGGGGAGGAGGAGAACGGAGCUUUGAGGCCCUGCACAACGAAGGAGGCGGCUGCAGAACUGCCAAUCAGCCAAGGAAAGGAUGAAAUGCCCAAGUGCAAAACCCUUUUUAAAGGACUGGACUAAUCACCUGAGUUUACCCUUAGAACCAGUUUCUAAACUCAAGCAUGUUGACAGGAACAAGAAGGAUGUUCUUGAGAAUGUGAUGGAAGGUGCUCAAGAGAAUGGCAAGCAGCACACUGGCCACACAGCUCAGAAGAAGCCUUCAAAUACAUCCCAGAGAGCAGGAGGGAUGUAUCUGGUGCAGCCAGGGAGCAACGUGACACUUCCUGCUUCUGCACAGACUAGAGACAGGGUCCCACCUUCAAGCUCUGAUCACCUAAAUACAGAAAGGAACCAGGAGGCUGUCACUGCAGCAGCAUCUCAGGUGGGAAAUGACCACCCUCCUCCUGGGGCACCUCACUCCCUGAAUGAGGGGCUGCAAGACAGGCUGGUCUGUCACAAGGAAAACCUCGACCCACAAGCCUCCACAUCCCUGGAGCUGAUCAGAACUUUCCAAUCUGAUGCAAACAGUCUCAAGAAGAAGAGAGUCUUGGCCGACAAGCAAAGCUCAGCUGUAACAUUAAGGCCUGUUCUGGGUCCAAAAUACAGAAUUAGUAACCACCAGGCUAAGGAAGAGCCAGUUCUGGAUAAAUUCAGGAAAACCCUGCCAGAAUCAAAGAGCAUAUCUCAAAAUACAAGUAUCAGAACUCAGCUACUGCAGCCCUCUCAGUUCCUUCCUGUUUCUGCUAAUUUGCUACAUAAAACCCCAGGGACAAACCAGGGAAAAACUUCUAUGAUGAGGCAACCUGGCACAGCUCCAGGGGGAGGUCUUAACCACCACAGCCAACCUCUCCCAGUGAGAAGAUUUCCCACCAAGCCUCCCACCUUGGGCAAGCCCCAGGGGUCCACAAACCUGAAAUCCAGCCUGAACCUAAGUGUUACUUCGCCAUGGUCAAGGCCCCUAGUUAAAGAGGGGAUGGACAGGAAGGACAUGAAGGUGGUGCCUCCUGGACACACAGCAGCAUCCCAAGGGACAGGUCACCCAAACCAGUCUCGCAGCAUACACAAUUCCAAAACUCACGUACUUAAGGAUGAUUUGAGUAGGAGAAAUCAGCUUAAACCAGAGUUGCCAAAGACAAGCGGCAUGCAGGCUAGGCGCAUUCCAAGGAUCCCAUCAGCUGCAGAUCGUAAGAAACAGCUGGAGGAGUGGUUGGCAUCCAAAGGCAAGAAAUACAAGCGGCCACCGAUGACACUGCUUCAGAAGCAGGCAGUGAAGCCAUCCUGCAGAAAGGUUGAAGCUAAAGACAAACAAGAGAAUCCACAGCAGCACUGCCAAGCGAAGAUCAGCAACUUAUUAACUGAGUGUCUGAAGCUGAUUGAGGAGGGUGUCCCUGCAGAGGAACUCGCAGCAGUGCUGUCCCUUGUGCCCCAGGCAGAGAAAUUUGCCAAAUUCUGGAUCUGCCAAGCAAAGCUGCUGGCCCGGAAUGGCCCCUUUGAUGUCUUACAGCUGUACAGAGAAGCAGUCAGUGCUGGGGCUGAGCCAGUCGAGGAGCUCAGGGAAACUGCUCUCAAUAUUUUGAAGGAUGCAGGCCAAAAAUUGGAAGGAGAAAAGGCAGAGGAACACAUUCCUUGGGAGCCUACAACACCUUGUCCAGGUGAGAGGCAGCCCACAGAAUCAACUCCAGGCCUGGUGGGGAGGCCUGUGACCUCCCUUCCUCUCUCAGUCAAGUUACAGGUUACAUCUGCAUCCAGAGGAAAGGAAUUCCUGGAAGGCCCAGAAUUGAAAUUUCUGACACCUGUGCGCCGCUCACUACGAAUUGAGAGGGCUAGGAGUCACUACCCAGAGAUGCUGAAGGACCACGACCCUGUGGUGUCAUCCCUCAGUGAAAUCCUGGAUGCUGAGGAGGAGACUUGCUUCUUCUUCCGGAAAAACACGGCUUUGCCAGAAGUGACAGAGCUGGAGGGUUUGAGUUCAUAUCCCCUCAAGAGCUCCUGAGGGGUUCCCAGCAGGGGCAGGCUGCCUGCCCACUGUGCUGUCUCGUACACACGCCCCUGGCUGCUUCUUGCCCCUCAGAUGUAGAAGAGAGGGGAUGGCACAGAAUAAGCCCUGUAUCAAAUAUCUAAAUGCUGGUUUAAAUAUAAUAAAACUUGUGGUAGAGAUGUGUGUGGGCUAGUGAAUGGUGUGGAGACACCAGCUGUGUCUCCUGGGGUUGUGUCCCCCAGGCCUGCCCUCAGCUUCUCCAUCACAUGACACACACUCUGAUUUUCCUGAUGUAGAAUGGUCUUGGUUGGACUGCGAUGUUCCAGGUACCUCCCAGUGUUCGGAAGCAAUGUCCUGAACAAUUUGGUCUGGAACUGCCUCAUUCUGGAACUGCCCUACCUGGACAGCAUCUCUGUGUCCUCUGCUGAGAGGCAUAUAUACAGACCCAGUGUCUGGAGGCACAGGUGGUAGCAACAGCUCUCAGGGGCUGGGAGACCUGCAGUGCCCCAGCAGCUUCUGUGCAGGCCCCGAGACUGACAGCAGCACCUAGAGUUGCAGAGGACCUUGGGGUGCAGCAGGCCAGGCCCCUAGCUCUGGGACAUGGUGUGGGUCUGGGGAUAGAUGAGCCCUGUAAGUGCACUCAGGCCCCCUCUGCUGCUGUCCCUGCACUUGGAGCAGGCAGCAGCACAACGUACCAGGCAAGAGGCUGGCAAGGGGAUUGGCAGGUGCUCUCUACUGUGAACAGUGACCAUACGGCAGCUGCGGAAGGUGGGGGAGCCCUACUGUCAUCCACCCCACCGCAGCAAGCAGUGGUCCUGGCCCCAUCAUGCUCUGUUGCCUCCCCUCUCUCUCAAAAUGCACCCAACCCCAGCCUUGGCUCAGCAUCUCUGUUGAGUCAUGGAUGCUGGCAGAAAUCUCAGAGCAGUGUGCUGGAGUUCUGGCAUGGGGCUGACUCCCCUCUGUGAAGCGCUACUGGCCUGGACCCCUCUGCAGA